Molecule: messenger RNA, 4327 nt
Organism: Vespula vulgaris
Lineage: Eukaryota; Metazoa; Arthropoda; Insecta; Hymenoptera; Vespidae
Gene: Mkp3
Product: dual specificity protein phosphatase Mpk3
Exons: 5
Coding region: 1651-2832 (393 amino acids)
Biological process (GO): protein dephosphorylation; negative regulation of MAPK cascade
Cellular component (GO): cytosol; cytoplasm
Molecular function (GO): protein tyrosine/threonine phosphatase activity; MAP kinase tyrosine/serine/threonine phosphatase activity
Source: RefSeq, a predicted model, not a curated record
ACGCUCGAGGUAAGGUGUGGCCUUCGACGUGUGAUACAACACAACGGGUUAAAGCAAGAGCGACGAAGAUCUUGGAGAAACUUUGUGAGUAAGCUCUCCUUUUGGUCUUUCUAUCCAACGGAACAAAAAAGAAACGGAAAUCAAAAAUAAGAAGAAUAGAGUGUGAAAAGAUAGAGAAGAGAGAGAGAGAAAGAGAGAAAGAGAGAGGCAGACAGAUAUAUAUAUAGAGAGAGAGAGAGAAGGGCAAAGAAGAAAAAGGGUGGACGAAGUAAGAGCCAAAGAGGGGGAAGGAGAAAGGUGGAAAUCAUAUCGCACGCGCGCCGAAAAACCACUACGAGGAGAAGACGACGCGACGCGAGCGAUGCUGGAAGGAUUCGUAAGGUGAAGCGAAGACGGCGACGAUCUCGAGUCGUCGAGAUACGUGAUCGGUAUCGAAUGAGUCGGUGAGCGUCGUGAGCUCCGCUCGCUGCUGCCGCUACCGCUGCCGUUGACACGGGUCCAGCGUACGUUACGCAGCAUCCCCGUUUUUCUCGUUAUGUUACUCGUGAUCGCCACCGCCGUCAUCGCCAUCGUCAUCGUUUGUCGUAGUUUGUAGAUCGUCUUAAUUGUCCCUAUUUUAAUUGUCGUCGUCAUUAUUGUCGCCAUUCGUUCUAUCGUCAGUAUGGUCCAUUCACGAAGCUAUCAUCAAGUCCUAUGUUGAUAGACGGAGAGAGAGAAAGAGAGAGAGAAAGAGAGAGAGAGAGAGAGAGAGAGAGAGAGAGAGAGAGAGAGAGAUAGAGUGAGCAUAAAGAAGAAAAGAAGAGUAAAGAAGAUAGGACACUAGCGAACGUAUAUUCGAAGAAAGGAUUUGACUCUUUUAAAAUUGCGAAGAGCUUUUUCGGCGUUGGGAAAUAUCUGCGAGAGUUACCUCGGAACAUGCAUUUUUUGAACAAGCGUAAACAUUCCACAAGCGUGUCGUUAAUUGGACAUGUCUUAAUUUGCAAAAGGAUCAAUAAUCGCGACGAACUGAUGGUAGAGGUGGAGGCGGUGGAGGAGAAGCACACACGACAUUAAUGUCGCAGGAAGUGAUGGGUACGCAUGAGAGAUCACCGAACGAUGCUAUGUGAACGCGAUGUUGUAACGUCGUGGGCGCUGAUGGAAUGUCUGUGGGAAAUGCGUUCUACGAUAUAACUUAAAGUGCCAUUUCAUCAUAUCCAAUAAAUAUUUAAUAAUAAAUACACAUUAUGUGGGCAUGUGCGUAACUUCGUUUUAUCGUUUAUAUAAAUGAACAUGCAAUAAUUAAAUAAUUAUCUAAUAUUUACAUUCUUCGCGAUUAGUGUCAAAGAUAAAUAUAUUAAAUGAUACAUUCAAAACACAUACAAACACAUUGGUUAUCUGCAUAUAUUGGCAGUUAUUUGUAUAUAUCAAAAAUAUAAUAUAAGAAUACAUCUGCUUGUCUAUUAGUUAAAUAUUGGAAAUAUCGUUGAAGAGUUUUUAUUUCAUGCACACAUUGUGCAUGACAAACUGUGAAAGAAGAAAUUGAAAAAAAAGAAAUGAGCCUAUAAGGAUCAAAGAAGGAAAAAGAAGAAAUACUAAAAUGAAUGUUAAACAUAGAUAUUUAUGGAAAUAAAAGAAUUCAUUUACAACUGGAAAUAAACCAACUACAACAUUAUGGCGGAUAAUCUCAUAGGGCCAGAUUGGCUCUUUAGAGAACUAAGAUCCCAAGAUGGUACAAACAGGCUCCUUAUUUUAGAUUGUAGAGCUCAUUCAGAUUUUCUGGAAGCUCAUGUCAGAGGAUCUGUAUCUUUGGCUAUACCAAGUAUAAUGUUAAGACGAUUGGCUGCAGGUAAAGUAGAUUUGAUAUCAACGAUAAGGUGUUUAGACCUAAGAAACAGAGUAGAAGUUUUUCUGCAUGGAGAUAAGAGUAGUAGAGGAACAUUUGUGUUGAUUGGAGAUUCUACAGAUCCUAUAGGACACCAGGGUGAGACAAUUCAAGUUUUAAAUCGAAGACUUAGAAGCAAUGGUGGGAGUGUUGCUAUACUUGUUGGUGGUUUCAUAGCAUUUAGAGAUAAAUAUCCAGAAUGGUGUGAAUGUAGUCAGGCUAAUAUGGAAGGGUCAUCUGGUCAAGACUCUAAUGAUGGAGAGUUGAUGGGUCUUAGAUCGCUUAGGAUAUCAAGUCCACCAAUAAGAGCAUAUUCUGAUUCAGAUAGUGACAGUACGUGCGAUUCUGUUGGACCUGAAGAAGAUAAAGAUUUUCCUGUAGAAAUUUUACCUCAUUUGUACCUUGGAAAUGCAGCCAAUAGCGAAGACAAAGAAGCAUUGGCACGACAUCGAAUACAAUACAUACUCAAUGUAACGCCAGAUUUACCAAAUGUAUUUGAAAGUGCUGGCUCUAUAAAAUAUAUGCAGAUACCAAUAAGUGAUCAUUGGAGUCAGAACUUAGCCAGUUUUUUUCCACAAGCAAUUCAAUUUAUAGAGGAAGCACGGAGCUCAGACAAAGGAGUGCUGGUUCACUGUUUAGCUGGAGUGUCUCGGUCUGUUACGAUUACUGUAGCUUAUUUGAUGCACAAAUGCAGUCUAAGCCUAAAUGAUGCUUUCAAUCUAGUACGUAGUAGAAAAUCCAAUGUUGCUCCGAAUUUUCAUUUUAUGGAACAACUGCUUAGUUUUGAAAGAGAAUUAAGAGAUAGAGGAGAUAGAAACAAAGGAAAUGAUCAAAGAUGUAUUGGUGCCUGCUUACCUGGUAGCACUUGUAAUUGUCCUGCACCGAGCUUUUUAAAUCCUGUUGAUUUGGGUCUUAGUCCAGAUUCAGGGAUAGAAUUUGAUAGGUGGGCAACUAGUACACCAGCUGAAUGAGACAGGCCUGGAGGGACCCAAUACAAAUUUUAGGUCCCUCCUUGCAAAUUAUUUAUCAUGUUAAAAAGGUCCUGAUUGAAGGGUAUAGGGAAACAAAGUAUAAGUUCUAGUAUGACAAAAUAAGAAUUAGAAUCUUUAGUAUAUCUUUAUAAAUGGUUAAGGAGCAUAAAUGGAAAAGAAGAAAGAAAGAAAUAUAUUAUUGUCUCUGUUUUUCUUGCAGAGAUAUUAUCUCUAUAUUUGUCAUCUAGCCGUCUUUAUUAAUACCGUUUUUUACAAUUUUAAAGCCUUCCUAUCUAUUUCUUUUUUUUUUAAUUCAUUGAAUACAGUGAGUGCUGGACACAAAAUGUCUUCUAUAAUAAUAAAAUUGAUCUUAUUCUUCAUAAAAUUGAUUUAAAAUAGAUCAAAGAUAGAUCAAAUUGCUGCAAUUGUAACAGUUAUACUAUGUAUAAAAAAUAGAUAUGACUGUCUCCAUGGUAUAUAUAAAAUAAACUUAGAAAAACGUUUCCCCAGAUUGUUAUGAGCAGCAUUGGAUAUUGAAAGUAUUUUAUAACAGAAAUCUGUAGUUUUCUAUCGCGUAAUCGCAUUUCGUAUAAGUGUGAUUGUAUGUUUUUAAAUCAUGCUUCCAAAAUAGAAACGUAGUAUAUGUCAUCUAUUGAAACUUAUAUUAUGUUGCCACUGAUGUUAGGAUAAUUUUCUAUUUACAGUUUUCCUUCAUAAUUAGGGUCUAUAUUUUAAUAUUUUUACCCUAAACCCUUCAAUAAUGUGGCUGUGUUUAUUUUAUCAUAGAUAAUGUUUUUAGCUAUGAAAUAUUCUUUAAUGAACAAAUUGCAAUAGAUCAAUCACAAUCUGUAGUUAAAAUAAACAUCACUGUUUAAUGUACUAAGUUGGAGGUACAAAAUUGAAAUUGAUGGUCUUGUACUCAACUGUUAAGCUGUGUAAAGUAAUAUGAUACUCAAAUGUAAUUUUUUAUGUAGUUUUUCAAUACACUGAAGUGACUUACCUUACAAAGGGUAUUUUUAAUGCGUUCUGGUUUGAAAGAUGCAAAAGGAUUUGUGCAUAUUACCUGAAGUCUUAUGUCAGGCAUAUCUGCCUUAAGCGAGAUGUUUAGGGAUCAUCUUAUAGCGAUUCAAUUUAUAAUAGACACGAAAAAUAUAAAAAAAAUGAUUUUUAAAAUAUUGCAAAUAUCAGCACAAGAGCAUAAUCGAUAUUAUUAAUUGUAUUUGAUAUUGCUGAUAAAAAGUAGUAAAAGACAAUGGUUCCUGCAAAUCACGUUACUACAGAAUGCAGAAUAAUGUUGGUCCUUCAAAUUUUUUAUGAAGGUUUUCUAAGCAACUAUCUUGCUCUUAUGCAUCAAUAUUAAGACCAGAAUGCAGCUAUUUAUAUGCUAUAAGCAAUCCGUAUACUGAAUUGGAGUCUUAAUUGUAUGAAACGGCAAUGUUUCCAUUAUCUUUCAGAUCUCAAAUAUAUAUUAAAAGUUAUUUUUAUAAAAAAAAAA